GUGAACUCCAUUCUAUUCCCGUUAAAUAAAGGCUGGUGACCCGCCUACCCCGUGCACUUGUGGGCUGUUUCUGUCCGCUUAGCACCCAGGAGUCGAGUUGCAGUGUCAAUGAUGAACUGUGGGAUCCUUGCGUACCCAGAUCCACCAGGAAGACAAAAGCACCUCUCAAAGGAGAGAAAUCGCCAUCUGUUCAUCGCCCCAGCGCUUUGCUUUAUGUCAUUACCCAGAGGUAGUUACAGCCUCAUUGCACCAUAAAAGCCGUAUAGUUUCUUGAUAGUCUCUAAUCAUCAGUUCACCUUCGGCCUUAUUACCAUAAAUACAAGACGAGGAUCCAUGGAUCGGUCCACCCUUUUAUCGCGCGUUGGAGCAUCCCAAGAUAAACAAUGGACUAUACAUUCUAUGGACGAUCCUGGGACUCUCAUAAACUCGGUCACACUGUUCUCAUUUUUUACUGUUCUUUCCUUGUCAUAUGUUUCACUUAUGGCGAUUCUCGACUCAGCCACGGUGGUGGGAAUUGGGCGUGUCUCAGUCGUCGCAGGAAUUACGAAUUACCUUCGUCGUCUAUUCUGUCAGUUCUUAACACUUGAUGAUCUCGUACAGCCUGAGAAGUUUGGCCGUGCCACGGCCCCGCGGCUGGAGCCUUCCGCAUGGAAAUGCAGGGCGAUCGACGUUGCCUUCGUACUUCAGCUACUCUUGUCUAUUGUUCAGGUUGUAUCGGCUCUGUCUGAAGGGUUAGGCUUGAGUCGUAUCAUGGUUCUCAUUGCAGGAUGUGUUUCUUGGGUUUAUGCAUUUGCCAGGUCUCUUGUGCGAAGGAAGCCCACGGUGCCCUACUGGCUGGUUUGCUUCAUCCUACUAAACUUGAUAGCCUCCUUCUUCGGCAUCUUUGAAUCAUUGUCCAGCUACCCUACACACCCAGCCCUCAUAUCGAUUUACGCCAUUUCCGUCUCAAGCAUGCUAAUCAUGCUUGCUAUCCUUGCUACAUACCCCAUGCAACACAUCUUGCCAGCUCCCAAUGUUGCGCUUGUGGGGGCAUUCCUUCCAGCAAACUUUCGUCCCCCGAAGACUCCGUAACUUUGUGGAAUUGGAUCACUUUCAAUUUCAUGGAGCCCAUUUUUCAGCUGGCUUCCAAACGUACUUUGCGAAGUGAAGACGUAUGGGACCUCCCAC
Molecule: messenger RNA, 1167 nt
Organism: Cantharellus anzutake
Lineage: Eukaryota; Fungi; Basidiomycota; Agaricomycetes; Cantharellales; Hydnaceae
Exons: 2
Coding region: 334-1071 (245 amino acids)
Source: RefSeq, a predicted model, not a curated record